Molecule: messenger RNA, 2070 nt
Organism: Phycomyces blakesleeanus NRRL 1555(-)
Lineage: Eukaryota; Fungi; Mucoromycota; Mucoromycetes; Mucorales; Phycomycetaceae
Exons: 3
Coding region: 1-2070 (689 amino acids)
Biological process (GO): SCF-dependent proteasomal ubiquitin-dependent protein catabolic process
Cellular component (GO): SCF ubiquitin ligase complex
Molecular function (GO): protein binding
Source: RefSeq, a predicted model, not a curated record
AUGUCGCUCCUUCUUCUUGCCUUUGCGCAAUUAACAGGCUCACACCAUGUUCCGCCAAAUGCACCCAUAAUGCACACUCACCAACUUCUUCAAAAAGCCAAAUAUCUCUACAACACACACCGCUACAAAGAAGCCUACCACCUAUUUGCCUUUUCAGCCUUUGAAGAAAAUCAUGUCUGUCGAGAAUAUAGAAUCAAAUGUCUUAUGGCCAUUGGUGAAUGGAGAACUGCUCUUCAAGAAUCAAAGCAUAUGAUCCGUCUCUACCCCACAGCUUCGCAAUGGUAUCUUGUCGCUGCAGACAUUUGCCUAACAAGCCAGCAGUACAGAAUGUCACGAGAAAUAUUGCAGGAAUCUCUUUCAAAGGUUCCUUAUGACGAUAGCUACUAUGCCGACCUCAGUAGACUCGAGAGAGUGGCUUAUCAAGGCAUGCUCGAGCUGGAUUGUGCAAAGUGUAUUGAUGUUCUCGGCGUAUUACCGUAUGACCUCAUACUCAAUAUCUUUGGACGUCUUUCACUCGACAGUCUCGUAAGAGCCACCCGGGUAUCUAGACAGUGGAGAGAGUAUCUGAUAAACACCCCUCGGCUGUGGCAUAGCCUUGACUUUGGAUCCAAAAACAACUUUAGCCUCUCUAUAGCUACCAUAAACACAUAUCUUGGUCGGCUAGAUGGCACUCCUCUCACUCAUCUCAAGAUUCAUCACGAACAGCCCGACGGAGACAGUAUAUUGAAAGCAAUCUCUUUACAAGCGUCACCGCGUCUUCACACCCUCGACUUAUCUGAGCUGACGUGUACACCAGAAAUGUUUUCCUCGCUACUAUCUAGCGUUGGAUCUAGCUUGCACACCUUGCGAUGGGGUGGGAUUGCAAUCAAACUAGACGACCUGAUGCACAGUAUAGCCAACACCUGUACUUCUCUCAAGCAUCUCGACAUACACGAUUGCUUUGUCGCCUCUACAGCGCUCUCUCAUAACUCAUCCAACCACAAUACUAUUACGACUAAUCCUCUAUCACCUACAAAUUCUACAUUUGCAUCCAAUUUAACAAGCAUCUCAGCAUACUCUACACUGUCUAUCAACACACUCGUACUCUCUGGCGUCUAUGGCCUCUCGCCCUCUUACAUGGCUGCACUUCUCCACCGUUGCCCAUCACUGACCCGCCUAGAGCUCCAAAGAUCUGUGCUGGGCAUUUCACAUGUACUCGCAACCCUCCGUACCUGUUGCCCAUCUCUCAAGGACCUAAUUUAUCAAAGCAACCGGUAUUACGAACCUAGCCGCGAUUUCGAUGAUCAACAACAAAUACAACAAAUACAAGAACUACAGGAUCUACCAAACACCGACAGUCUGGUUUUGGAAUCAACAAAUCUGAUUCACAUCCCGUCGUCUUCCUCUUCCUCGGCUUCCUCUUCCUCUUCCUCCUCCUCUUCCUCCUCCUCUACCUUGUCGUCCCUACCAUCAACCUUACCAGUCUUAUCGGUAACCUCUGAAGACCAGCCUAAAAAAAUCAAGCUUGGGCUUGGGUCUGGUGACCAUGUUCCCUUGCGCGAGAUUUCUCUUCGGAAAGCAAAUGGCCUGACAGACGCAAUGGUUGAUCUUGUAUUGUCCGAGUCGCUUGGUUCACUCGAGGUUCUGGAUCUUUACUCAGCAGCCGGGAUCUCAGACAAGGCCUUACGUCAAAUUAUCAGCCAUGAUGAACAGAUAGUAUCACAAUCAACAAUAACAGCACCACUGGCUGCUUUGAGACAAUUGACCUUGCAUGGUUGCACAGGACUUUCUGAACAAAUGAUUCUCAGCAUUCUCAAAAGAGCUCCAAACCUUGUUCACGUUGAUCUUUCGGGCCUAGCUACGGUUACAGACACGAUCCUGCACUACAUGGCCAAUAAUAGUAAUAAUAAUAUGGCAGCUCUUCAGACACUUGAUCUAUCCGACUGUCUGUCCGUGACAGAUAGUGGAGUCCGUAGUCUGGUCGACAGUCUGUCUAAGGGUAGUCUUAAAGAGUUGACUCUGACAGACUCGAGUCUCUGCUUGGACACACUUGUCUACAGUGCCUGUAAGAUAAGAAAAAACCCUUUCUAA